This is a messenger RNA of Neogale vison (American mink), 3120 nucleotides long. RefSeq lists its product as uncharacterized. The record is from RefSeq and is a predicted model, not a curated record. Lineage: Eukaryota; Metazoa; Chordata; Mammalia; Carnivora; Mustelidae. Bases 1 to 3120 code for a protein of 1039 amino acids. The transcript is spliced from 3 exons.
AUGCUAGGCAGGGAGGCUCUAGGGUGGGUGAACCAGACAGAGAGCAGUGGGGAGGAUGCUUGGGAGAUUCAAGCAACUGGAAGGCAACUCCCGGUGAAUUUUGAGGUGGAGGAUGGUGCAGAGACUAAGGUCCUGGCAUGGAGCAGUCGAAAACUAGUAAUAAGUAAAACCGAUGGAGAUAUUCUGACAUCAGGGUCAAAGAACCUGGACGAGAUGGGAAUUGAGAAGAGAGUCGAAAUUCAGGAACUAGGGAAUAGAAACGAGAGGGAGGCUGAAGGUGAGAAUCCUCCUGGAGUCCAGGCACAUAUAGCAGAGCACCAGGAACAGUUAAGAUGUAAAACUGAUGCAGAGACUCAGACACCAGAAUGGGGGGAUCGAGAGAAGAGUAGAGAUGAGGAUGCUGUAGUCACCCAGGCACUUGAGAAGAACAAGAAAGAGGCCAGAGGAGAGGAUGAAAGAGAGACCAAGGCCCAAGAAUUGGAGAAGCAGGACCAGCGUGGACAUGAGGAUGGUGAGGAAAGCCAGGUGUCAGGAUGGGGAAAACAAGAUGAGAUGCAAGAUGAUACUGGCAUAGAAAUUCAGGCACAGGAGAGGAGAGACAAGGCCCAGGCUGGAGGUGACAAUGAUGUGCCAACCCAGGUACUGGGGAGGGAGAACCUGGGAGAAGUAACACAAGAGAAAGGUGUGGAGACCCAGGCCCUGGGGUGGGAAAAACAGGAAUGCGCUAGACGUGAGAAUGUUAUAGGGACUCAGACCCCAGGGUGGGGAAAGAAGGAUCAGGGUGGAAGUGAGAAAUCUGAGAAGAUCCAAGCAUCUAAGGAAGAGAUCUGGAAACAACUAAGACACGAACUUCUAGUGGGGUGGAGAAACCAAGGCCUGAGAAGGGGGGAGGAUGCUGGAGAGACCCAGAUCUCUAGAAGGAAGAACUUCAGGGAGAUAAGAGAGGAGGACUGGGUGGUGAUCAGGGCACCCUGGUGGGGAAACAAGAGACUAGUAGCAAGUAAAAUUGACCAAAACUUUGAGAUACAAUGUUGGGGGCAUCUGGACCAGAGUGGAAGUGAAAUAGACAGAGAAUGCCAGAUACCAUGUUGGGGGAAUCAGAUUGGAGGUGAAUUUAGGGCAGAAACUCAGGCAACAGAGAAGAGAGAUCAGAGAAAAGAUGGAGAAGAAGAUGGUACAAAUACCCUGGCUCCUGAGGCAGAGGACCAGGGACAAUUAAGACAUGAAACUCUUGUAGACACCCAUCCACCAGAGAGGAGGAACGAGGAGCAGUUUGGAGAUGAUAAUAGAAUAGACAUUCAGGCACUAGGGCAGAAAAAUCCGAGAGGGGUUAAAGAUGAAGUUGGUAAAGAGACCCAGGAACCUGGGGAAGAAAACCAGGGUCAGUCAAGCAGUAAAAUUAAUAGCAAGAGUCAUACAUCCGAGUGUAAGAAUCAGGAAUACAUUAGAGGCAAAGAUGGUGGAAACACCCAGGCAUCUGAGACCGAAAAGAGAGGAGAAUUAACAAAUCAUAUUGAUGGAGAAGCUCACUCAGCAGAAUGGAAGAAAGACGAGCAGGUUGGAGAGGAGAAUGGUACAGGAAUUCAAGCUCCAAUAAAGACAAGCCAGAGAGAAGCUCUAGUUGAAAAUGAUACAGAGACCUGGGAACAUGCAGAAGAAGACCAGAGCCAGGUAAAAGGUGUUAUUGAUACAAAGAUCCAUUUAUCAGAGCGGAAGAACCAGGAGCAGACAGGAGGUAAGAAUGGAACAAGAAUUCAGGCUGGAAGUGAGGAUGCUGUAGAGACCCAGAGGCCUGAGAGAGCGAGCCAGCAACAGUUAGAUGGUGGAACUGGGGAGAGUCACUCACCAAGGAGGAGCAAUUGGGAGCAGAGGGAAAAGAAGGAGGAAAAUCAGACAUUGGGGAAGAGACGUCAGAGAGAAGCUAGGAGUGAGGGUAGUGGAAAGACCCAAGGACUUAGUGGAGUUUCCCGGAGAUUGCUAGAAAGCAAAGCUGAUGAGAAGAGCUGUUCAUCAGAGUGGACGAACCAGGAGCGGACAGAAGGUGAGAAUGGUGCAGACACUGAAAUACAAGGGAAGAGAAACCCGAGAGAGACCACAGGUGAUGAUGGUACAGAGGCCCAGGCUCCAGGGGGAGAUUACCAGGGACAGGUAAGAAGUGAAGUCGAUGGAGAGAUCCAGAUACAAGAGCUGGGGAACCAGGACAAGGACGGAGAUGAGGACGCUGCAGAAAUCCAAGAUGCUGGGAGCCAGACAGAGUGCAGAGCUGAGGAGGCUGGAGGACCUCACAUUCCAAAAGGAGGAAACGAGAAGCAGGUCAGAGGAAAAGAUGCUGCUAAAGACAAUCUCCCAGUUGACUCUUCUGGGGAUGAGGGGCCUGGAUAUGAGGCCAUGGAACAGCAACAGGCAGUGGCCUCUGCUCCCUGUCCUGAGCUGAAGCCUCUCCCGAGCUGCAGUCAACUCUCCCUGCAUGCCAGUGCAGAGGGAGAGCAUAUGGUCAGCCAGAGCAUGGCCUCUGCCAAGAAGCACAGAGUGAGGGUCAGGCUAGCCUCCCAGCAGGCCCCACCUGAAGCCCUGACAAGCCGACGAAAGGAUAAAAGGGUGGAUCCAGGGAGGACUUCUGGCUGGAUGCGGCAACUCCAGAACUUACAUUCUGGAGAACUUCUGGCUGCUCCCCUGGGCCUGCCCUCUGCCCGCCCCUCUAGCUCAUGUCGCCAAGCCUCCCAAGCUGCCGCAGCUCUGGUGGGUGCUCCCACUGCCCUCACUGUCCCGCCCAAGUGGCCAGUCCUCAAAAAGAGCCAACAGCUCCUCUUGGAGUCCCUCAUGCGACGGAAGAUUGCACACCUGAGGUGGGGCCUCCCCAAGCGGAUCCUGGACUCCCAUUUGCUCUUUAACAAGUUAGGACCAUGCCCGCUACCCCGUGCUGGGAUGAGGCUCCCUGGAUUGUACACAGCCCGUGAGCUCCAACGACAGGAGGGAACGCACUGUGAGGCCCAGGGCUGCAGGCCAGGCCUCAAGUCAACGGAGAGAUCCCAGAGAGUUCAGCCCCCAGAAAGAAAAAGCUCAAAACUUCCUACUCGGGCCAGGGCUCUAGAGAAAUACAGCUUCAACAUGUGGAAGUAG